AUGACGACACAGAGGCCCAACAUCAUCUUCAUCAUGGCUGAUGACCAUGCUUCCAAGGCCAUUAGUGCCUAUGGGGCUGGAAUCAACCAUACGCCCAACAUUGACCGUCUGGCGAGCGAGGGAAUGAAGUUCAACCACUGCUACGUCACCAAUUCCAUCUGCACACCGUCGCGAGCAGCUAUCCUGACGGGUACUCACAACCACGUCAAUGGCGUGAUGACCCUGAACGACAGCAUCAACAAGCAUCUACCCAAUGUUGCAAAGCACCUCCGAACAGGCGGUUACAACACAGCUAUGGUGGGGAAAUGGCACUUGGGUGAGGGCAAACAAAACGAGCCCACUGGCUUUGACUACUGGUCCGUCCUCCCAGGGCAAGGUGACUACUGGGACCCAGAGUUCAUCGAGCCGUCCGGCGAAAAGAUCGAGGAGGGAUACGUCACAGACAUCAUCACAGAUAAGUGCCUCGACUUCAUCAGCAAGACCAAAGACACCGACAAGCCCUUCUUCGUCAUGUGCCACCACAAAGCACCGCACCGUUCGUGGGAGUGCGACGACAAGCACAAGAACCUCUACACCGACCCGAUCCGCGUCCCCGAGACCUACGACGACGACUACAAGAACCGCGCCAAGGCGGCGAAGAUCGCCAAGAUGCGCGUCGCCGAGGACCUGACGUACCAAGACCUGGGGCUCGUGCAGCCGGACGGCGGGAACAGGGUCGGCGAGCGCGUGGUGCAGGAGUCGAACUCUGCGCAGCGCAAGAUCCCGACCGAUGCCAAGAGGCUGAUUGACAAGGAAGAUGGGACGGUGUUCACGUUCAAGAACGGCGACGACCUUGCGCACUUCAAGUUCCAGCGAUACAUGCAGCGCUACCUUCGCGUCAUUCAGUCUGUGGAUGAUAACGUUGGCCGUAUGCUGAACUACCUCGAAGACAACGGGCUGGCUGAUAAUACGAUUGUGAUCUAUACGUCGGAUCAGGGGUUCUUCUUGGGUGAACACGGGUGGUUUGACAAGCGCUUUAUGUAUGAGGAGUCGUUCCAGAUGCCGUUCCUUAUCCGCUAUCCCGCAGCAAUUGCCAAGGGCGCAGUAUGCGACGACAUCAUCUGCAAUGUUGACUUUGCGCCGACAUUCCUCGACUUUGCGAAUCUGCCAGUGCCAAGCUACAUGCAGGGCGUCUCUUUCCGGGAGCUACUCAGCGGCAAAACGCCGGCAGACUGGCAGCAGAUUGCAUACCACCGAUACUGGAUGCACAACGACAUCAUUCAUCACGCCUAUGCGCACUAUGGUGUUCGAGACCAACGAUACAAGCUCAUUUACUGGUAUAACGAGGCCCUGGACGUGGCGGGCGCCAGGCCAGGCGGCGAAAAGGAUAAGGAAUGGGAGUUGUUUGACUGCGAGAAGGACCCAUUGGAGCUAUUCAAUGUGUACCACGACCCAGCAUAUGCUGAAGUUGUGAAGCACAUGACGGGACUGCUGGAGUUGAAGAUGGUGCAGAUCGGGGAUGAACCCGUUCAUCCAAGGCCUGGUGCGACGAGUGGGUCGGUUGAGCUCGCGAUCUGA
Molecule: messenger RNA, 1557 nt
Organism: Colletotrichum siamense
Lineage: Eukaryota; Fungi; Ascomycota; Sordariomycetes; Glomerellales; Glomerellaceae
Gene: atsA
Product: Arylsulfatase
Exons: 2
Coding region: 1-1557 (518 amino acids)
Source: RefSeq, a predicted model, not a curated record